This is a messenger RNA of Arxiozyma heterogenica, 993 nucleotides long. It is a transcript of the gene PET122, whose product is annotated as Pet122p. Lineage: Eukaryota; Fungi; Ascomycota; Saccharomycetes; Saccharomycetales; Saccharomycetaceae. The record is from RefSeq and is a predicted model, not a curated record. The transcript has a single exon. Bases 1 to 993 code for a protein of 330 amino acids. Gene Ontology annotation, cellular component: mitochondrial inner membrane. Gene Ontology annotation, molecular function: translation initiation factor activity. Gene Ontology annotation, biological process: positive regulation of mitochondrial translation.
AUGGGGAUUAUGAAAUCAUUAAGAUUAGGGAUGAUCGUUCAGUGUCGGAAUGUAAUGACAAGUGAAUUAAGAAGAUCCCUCUAUGCACAAUGUUUAAACAGAGACUUUGACCUGUUGUUACCACGUCUACGGCAGAUCCCAACAGAAGAUAUGGAUUAUAAUCUGAUACAAUUGGUAUUACGUCAAAGUUGUAAAUGGGAUCAUAUGGAAUGUAUCAAUUUUAUAUGGUACAAAUACGUUAGAAGAAAUAAUUCCAUGUUGAUUGAACCUAAUGUGUUAUGUGAAAUAGGUCAAAUCGCACUCAGUGAGGGGAAAAGUUUUAUAGUAAGAGAUCUAUAUACAUAUUAUACACAUUAUUACGGUAAACGUUGGCGUACGGUUAACCCAAGAGAAUUUACAUAUUGGGAGUAUGAAUUACUUCGAAUCAAGACAGAGAUGUUUGCAAAGACCAUUAUAAAUAAGGAUUUCAGUGAAAAAUGGAAAGUAUUUUUAAAGGAUAUGGAUAAUUAUUUACCAGCUUACUGUAAAUUUAGUUUUAGAGAUUUCCCUGAAUUAAUCAACAGUUAUCGUGAACAUUAUUAUCAAAAUAACAAAGAUCAAAAUGUUGACAAAAAUAGCAAAGAUAAUAGUAAUGAAAUUUUAAUGUCAAAAUAUUUAUUCCAAGACAAAGAUAUCAAUGUUAAGAAUGAGACUACUUUACCACUUUUAUUAAAUAUAAUAUUGCUUCAAAAUAAUAUACAUUUGGAUAAAAGGAUUAAUUUAUUUAAAACUUUUUAUAAUAUACAUCCAAAAUUGUCUGCAGAAGAAAGUAUAUUAAUUUUAGUCCACGAAUGUGAUGCGUAUAGGGUGUAUGAAUUACUUGAUCAUCUUUUGACUAACAACCAAGAUAUUUUAUAUAAUUUACCAUUAUAUCUGUCCCAAAGAAUUCAAGACAAAUUGAAGGGAACCACAUUAAAACACAAACUGUCCAAAUAUAUAUCAAUUAAAAAAUAA